Messenger RNA from Coccomyxa subellipsoidea C-169, 2419 nucleotides. Its product is annotated as DUF791-domain-containing protein. The transcript has 8 exons. Gene Ontology annotation, biological process: molybdate ion transport. Gene Ontology annotation, cellular component: membrane. Gene Ontology annotation, molecular function: molybdate ion transmembrane transporter activity. The coding region runs from base 344 to 1756 and encodes 470 amino acids. Lineage: Eukaryota; Viridiplantae; Chlorophyta; Trebouxiophyceae; Coccomyxaceae. The record is from RefSeq and is a predicted model, not a curated record.
AAGCUGUUGAGUUCGUACAAGAACCCUCAACAAAAAUUUUACAAUAACGUUCGCUUUCAGUUCGGUCGAUGCUGUGACUGGGUCCUCGUCCCUGAGAUCUGCUAUUCUGUUAGAAUGAAAUUAAUACAUGAAACUAAUGCCGACAAUGCAUCUUAGUGGCACUGCAUGACUAGGCGACACGCGGUGUAUUGGGUCCAAUAAGACUGGGCAUGCAGAUUUGUUGCUGAAGACCCUACACAAUGCCCAGCAAAUUUCGCAAAGAAGUAUGAUAAAUAGAGACAUUCGGCAGAUGAAAGAUUGAUUCAAGGGCGCAGUCAAGAACUAAUUCCUUCAGAGUUCCACAAUGGACGGAUUCCUACUCCUCACCUUUGCCUCACUGGCAGCACUGACAGCAGUCUUGGAGCUUUUCAAACGCCGAAGUUCCAAGCUUGACACAACAAACAGAGAAUUUCUGCGGUUCAGAGCCAACUAUGUGUUGGUGUAUGCACUCAUGAUGGCUGGAGACUGGCUGCAAGGUCCAUACGUCUAUGCGCUGUACCAGUACUAUGGCUUUGAUAGAGGACAGAUAGGGCGGCUCUUCAUUGGAGGCUUCGCGUCCUCCAUGGUUUUUGGCACCAUCGCCGGAUCUCUGGCAGACAAAUAUGGAAGGAAGAAGGCAGCGCUGGCAUAUGUGGUGAUGUACACAAGCGGCUGCGUGACAAAGCACUUCAACGACUUCAACGUACUCCUAGCCGGCCGCCUGUUCAGCGGAGUUGCCACAUCCCUGCUGAACUCAGCCUUCGAGUCAUGGCUGGUGGCAGAGCACAGCAAGAGGAACUACGAUGACGAUUGGCUGGGGGGCACAUUCUCAGCCUCGGUGUUUGUGGGCAACGGCUUCAUGGCAAUCCUGAGCGGCCUGGCGGCGCACACCCUGGUUGAGGCUUUCUCUCUGGGGCCGGUGGCGCCCUUUGACGCUGCGCACGCCGUGCUGCUGCUGGGGGGAAUUUUAAUUCUGCUGACGUGGACGGAAAACUUUGGGGACGAUGGGAAGGAGAGCCGCGCCGGCUUCCUGGGGCAGAUAUGGGGCGCCAUGCGGGCCAUCAGGAAAGACCCGAAGAUAGCGCUGCUGGGGGCGAUGCAGUCCCUGUUUGAGACGAGCAUGUACACGUUUGUGUUCCUGUGGACGCCAGCGCUGAGCCCCAAUGGGGAGCACCUGGAGCACGGCCUCAUCUUCACCUGCUUCAUGAUGGCUUGCAUGGCCGGCUCGACCAUCGCCGGCCGCCUGCUCUCCGACCCCCGCCGCUACCAAGUCAGCCACUACAUGAAGACUGUGUACGGGCUGGCUGCGCUGACGUUGCUGGUACCAGUGUUCUUCCACUGGUACGCUCCAAGGGAGGACGAAGAGGACAGCAAGGCGUGGGCAUCCAUCGGGCUGACCUGGCAGGCCAAGCUCCAGCUGGUCGCUUUCUGCGCAUUCGAGGCAAGUGAUCCUGUGUUGGUGGGAGUGUUCUGGCCGUCCAUGAUGAAGCUGCGCAGCCAGUACGUGCCCGAGGACCAGCGCGCGACCAUCCUCAACCUUUUCCGCAUCCCCCUCAACCUCUUCGUCUGCCUCGUCCUCUACAACGUGGCGAACGUGCCUCUGUCUGUGAUGUUUGGCAUGUGCUCGCUGUUCCUGCUGCUCGCCUUCUUCUGCCAGCACCGCUUCCUGCUGCUCAGCGUGCGCUCGCGCGUGCAAAGCACCCUCCGCCGCGGCCAGGCCGCCGGCGCUCGCAGCUGACGCGGGGCUGCUAGCUUAGUGUGAAUAGAGUGAACCUCUGACACGUACACGGGUGCACAGGACAACAUUUGUUAAAUUCUUGCGGUCUGGGUGCAAGUGAAAGGACUGGAGGCCUCUCUAUGCAAGACAUGGACAUGCACCGGCAAUUGAGAUGUUGCGACCGCGGCGCGACAGUGUCUAAGUCAUUCCCGGGAUAUAUUGCGGGGCUCAUGGUUUGACUCGGGGUGCUGCUGUUGCGGACGCGGCAUCAAUUAGUGAACACCGGAGAGAUUGUACUGGGGCUUUUGGAGGUAUUGAAAACGCAGCAUGUAGUUGAGUGGACAGCUGCGGGUCUGCAUACGCCUUUGCAAGCCAUGCAUGGAUGUUCGAGCUUGCACAGAUGUGUGGUGCAGAUGCUUCCAGAAUUAUAAAGUAGUGUUGUCCAUGUCAGAUAUGGGCCAGCAUCGAGCCCUGGCCUUGAUGUCACAUGAGUCAAUGUUGAAUGGCUGAGCACACAGGUCUGAGCUUGAUCAGUGGUCAUGACUCAGGCUGAUCAGUCAUCAUGAUCAGUGACUGUCGAGCCGAUAUAUCGCGCGGGAUCUUAUUAUUAUUAUUAUUACACGCUUUUCCUGCCGAAGGCAAGGUGCGUCUGCAGACAAGCUGCAUGUAAAGGCUGCCAAAUUC